CAGCUCAAAAUGAUACUACUAUAACUUAUACAUGUGACUAUAAAUAAACAAUGGCAGCUGUAACAGAUGAUCACUAUGACUACAUCUGGAAAGUUGUAUUAGUGGGUGAUUCAGGUGUUGGUAAAACUAAUUUAUUAUCUAGGUUUACUAGGAAUGAAUUUAAUGCAGAAAGUAAGAGUACCAUAGGAGUAGAAUUUGCUACAAGAAAUGUAAAUAUUAAAGGUAAAACCAUAAGAGCACAGAUAUGGGAUACUGCAGGUCAAGAAAGGUAUAGGGCAAUAACUAGUGUGUAUUAUCGUGGUGCUGUAGGGGCGUUGGUUGUAUAUGAUAUAACUAAACAGUUAACAUUUGAAAGUCUGGAGAAAUGGUUAGAAGAAUUACGAGAACAUGCAGAUCCUAAUUGCAGAAUUAUGUUAGUAGGCAAUAAGAUAGAUCUGAAUCAUCUCAAAGAGGUUGUGCAAGAUGAAGGCAGAGCUUUUGCUGAAAAAGAAAGAAUCUCUUUUGUUGAAACAUCUGCAUUAGAUUCAACUAAUGUUGGUGAAGCAUUUAAUAAUCUUCUUGUAGAUAUUUUUAAGACACAAGUUGAAGACCCACCAAGUCCAGCCCCACCUAAAGAAAGUGCUAGAAGAUUAGAACUUCCACAAGAAACAAGUAAACCUCAAUCAGAUUGUAAUUGUUAAAUGUAUUUUAAAGACUUGAUUUUGAAAUGAUAUUGAUACACAACAAUGAUUAUAUCUUGGAUUUGGACUUUGUUACAUACUGUAAUAAUAUAUUGGCAAUUCUUGUACAUAGACAACAAAUUGAAAUCAAACACACAUUUGAACUUGUACAAUGGUUUUUUCUUUUUUGAGAUCUGAAUUUCUUAACUUUAACAGAAUAUACUUGCAGCAGAGUUUUAAGCUAAUAUGAUCAUUUUACCCACCCAAGGCCACAAUGACUUAAUGUGAAUUUUAUGACUCAGGCAUACUAUGCAUUUCCAAACAUAAACUUUCCAAAAAAUAAAACAUUCCUGAAACUGAGUUUUUUUUUUAUGUGUGAAUGAAAAUGGAUAGAGUAUAUAAAUGUAUUUUUUGUAACCUUUGUUUAACACAAAUAUGUUAAAAGAAACUGCAAAUGUCAGAAAUCCAUAAAUUUGUUUCUUUAGUGAAAUGUAUGUUAAAAUAACUACAAAUAGAUGUAUAUAUAUAAUAAUAUAUGUAAUAGAAAUUCAUGACCAGAAAUGUCAAAAAAAUUUUGGAACUUCUAUAGCCUUUUAAAUUCUACUUUUAAGCCUACUAUUAUUUAUGUUAGCAACACCAAAUUUAAAUAUUCACCCGAGGAUUAUGUUUAAGAAAUUAUGUUAUGAGAUUAAAAGUACAAUAUAAGCGAUUGAAAAAUUCAAUUUAAACUUAAGUAGGUUAUUUUAACAUCCAUAGUUGUUUUUUUUCAUUUGCAGAUUUUUUUUACACAUUUAGGUUAUUCUGGUUUUUAUUUAAACUAGAUUAUUUUAAAUUCUGUGUGCAAUUAUUAUUUUGUUUUGAAAUCAAUCUUUUUCUUACAAAUCAGUGAACUUUAUGCAUAUGUAAUAUGAGAAAGUUGUGAAGAAUUUCAAUGAACUAACUAAUGGUUUAGACAUGGGAGAUAAUUUUGCUCUAUGUGACUUGACUAAAGAAGAUUUCUAUCUACAUCAAACAUUUUCAUUUAAUAGUAAUAUUUAUCAAACUAAUGUUAUUAACUUUGCCUUUAUAAAACAGCCAAAAUAAUAAAUACUUAUUUGAUUUUAAAUAUGCUAUGAUUAGUUUGUAGUGUUAUUUGACUAUUUUAUGUUACAUAAGUUUAUGUUAAAAUUUGUGACAGGUAAUUCUACUACUUCCUGAAAAUUGUCCAUGACUACUACUUUUAUUGUGGAAAGUAUAAAUGGCAUGGCAUGCUUACUCUUCUGGAACAUCUGAUGCCACUAACUAGGUAUUCCUUUUAUAUAUAUACCUACAUACAUACACCUAAUAACUCUAUGUAUUGCAUUAGCCUCUUCAUAAUGUCGAAGGUAUUAAUUGGAUCAUAUGAUAUCAAUACAGCCAAUCAGAACCAGAAAGACUGUGAACUAGUUGGCUCCUGGUGAAACAUGUAGGAUGAGCUUUCUGAUUGACAAGCGGACAACCCAAUUAAUUUGCUACUUUUACCAAUGUCAAAGAUUCGUGAAAGUACCUAAUGAUGUCAAGGUAUUAGACAGAGUUUGUAAUGCUUGACAUUGUGAAGAGGAUCUUAAAUCCCUUCCAGACAAGAAGAUAUAUCUCUAGAUCUUGAAUGUAUUAUAUUUCUCUAGUGUUAGUAACAGUUCUAUUAUUAGCAUAAUUUAUUUGAAAUAUUAAUAUAUAGAUUAUGUAUCCUAUACUAAUAUUAAACAUACUAUGUUUUUUUUAAGUUUGGGACCAAUUUUCUUUUUAAGUAUUUUUGAUAUAUUCACUAUUUUGUUUGAAGGAAAUGUGAUUUUCAAUACGAUUGUAAUGCAGAUCAAGAUGUUGUUACCCAUUGUAUUUUUUCUAUGGUUUGCUUUACUCUCCAUUAAUGAGCUGAAGAAGUUUUUCUUUCAAAAAUGGCUCAACAAUAAUUUAAACAAUCCAAUCAAAGCAUAGUUAAAAGGAGAGUGAGUAAAGUACUAUAAACCAAUUUUCAUAUCUGAUUGGCAAACAUAGCAUUUAAUUGGAGGGCAAGUAAAAUUUACCACAGAAAAUAGAACAUCUAAUAAAACAAUAUGAAAAAAAAAACUGAAGCCUUCCAGCUAAUAUAUAAAUACACAUAAAACAUAAAACACAGAAGUGUUGUGUAAUGAGAUUAGGAUACAUAACAAUAGGUUUGGUUUUAUUAUAUGCUUUAGUUUUUCUACCAUUAUAAUAUAUAUAAAUAGAUCAGCAAAUUUCUUCCCAUGUGUGAGAAAUUUUUCUUAUUUAAGCUUUAUCUAUAUAUUUCUUUUCUAUUUUAGAUUCCUUCAGUUCAUUUUUUUUUUAAAUUGUAAGUAUUGAAAUGAUUAAAAUAAAACUUUUGUUUUGU
Molecule: messenger RNA, 3027 nt
Organism: Lottia gigantea (owl limpet)
Lineage: Eukaryota; Metazoa; Mollusca; Gastropoda; Lottiidae
Exons: 6
Coding region: 51-680 (209 amino acids)
Biological process (GO): exocytosis
Cellular component (GO): recycling endosome
Molecular function (GO): GTP binding; GTPase activity
Source: RefSeq, a predicted model, not a curated record